Ceratotherium simum simum (southern white rhinoceros) is the source of this 1942-nucleotide messenger RNA. The record is from RefSeq and is a predicted model, not a curated record. Lineage: Eukaryota; Metazoa; Chordata; Mammalia; Perissodactyla; Rhinocerotidae.
AUGACAGAGUCUGAACUUGAUCCUGAAUUGUUGAAGAUCCAGCUGGUGGAGCUGCUGCCACCGCCUGACUGUGUGUCUGCCCCAGGUCAACGCUUGGUGUGGUCCACGCUGGUUCUCCCAGAGCAGAAGGGUCCUGAGUUCCCUGCACCACUUCUGCACUCCCAGACACGGAAGGGGUCUCCAUCGCUCAGUGUGCAGUUCCGGGUCCCCUCUUCCGGCCCCUGCACUGGCUGCCCUGCCCCAUCUGAGAGUCAGGCCCUUGAUGAAGAUGCGGUCAAUGGCGUGGACUGCCGUGACGAUGAAGCGAGCUACUUGACUGUUAACAUUGAGCCUCUCCCACCUGUCGUGGCUGGUGAUGCCGUGACUUUGAAGUGUAACUUCAAGACGGAUGGUCGCAUGCGAGAGAUCGUGUGGUACCGGGUGACAGAUGGCGGCACCAUCAAGCAGAAGAUCUUCACCUUCGACGCCAUGUUCUCCACCAACUACUCGCACAUGGAGAACUACCGCAAGAGAGAGGACCUGGUGUACCAGUCCACCGUGAGGCUGCCCGAGGUCCGCGUCUCGGACAACGGUCCCUACGAGUGCCAUGUGGGCAUCUACGACCGCGCCACGAGAGAGAAGGUGGUCCUGGCAUCCGGCAACAUCUUCCUCAACGUCAUGGCUCCUCCCAGCUCCAUCGAAGUGGUGGCCGCUGACACGCCAGCCCCCUUCAGCCGCUACCAAGCCCAGAACUUCACGCUGGUCUGCAUUGUGUCUGGAGGGAAACCAGCGCCCAUGGUUUAUUUCAAACGCGAUGGGGAACCUAUCGACACAGUGCCCUUGUCAGAGCCAUUGGCUGCAAGCUCUGGCCCCCUCCAGGACAGCAGGCCCUUCCGCAGCCUCCUGCACCGUGACCUGGAUGACACGAAGAUGCAGAGGUCACUGUCCCUGCUGGACGCCGAGAACCGGGGCGGGCGUCCCUACACGGAGCGUCCCUACCACAGCCUGACCCCAGAUCCCAGCAUCCUCCUCCAGCCGACCACCGAGAACAUCCCCGAGACGGUGGUGAGCCGCGAGUUCCCCCGCUGGGUCCACAGCACCGAGCCCAUCUACUUCCUGCGCCACAGCCACACCCCGGGCAGCGACGGCACCGUGGAGGUGCGCGCCCUGCUCACCUGGACGCUCAACCCGCAAAUCGACAAUGAGGCCCUCUUCAGCUGUGAGGUCAAGCACCCAGCGCUGUCGAUGCCCAUGCAGGCAGAGGUCACGCUGGUUGCCCCCAAGGGACCCAAAAUCAUGAUGACGCCCAGCAGAGCCCGGGUCGGGGACACAGUGAGGAUGCUGGUCCAUGGAUUUCAGAAUGAAGUCUUCCCGGAGCCCAUGUUCACGUGGACGCGGGUCGGGAGCCGCCUCCUGGACGGCAGCACGGAGUUCGAUGGGAAGGAGCUGGUGCUGGAGCGGGUUCCCGCCGAGCUCAAUGGCUCCAUGUACCGCUGCACCGCCCAGAACCCCCUGGGCUCCACCGACACGCACACCCGGCUCAUCGUGUUCGAAAACCCAAAUAUUCCAAGAGGAACGGAGGACUCCAAUGGCUCCGCUUCUGGCCAUGCUGGCGUCCGGCUCACCUUGGUGCUCGCCCUGACAGUGGUCCUGGAGCUGACGUGAAGGCUCGGCCUGCUCCCCGUGCCAGCCGGCACCGACGUCUCCGCCAUCGGUUUUCAAUUCUUUUCUAAACUAUUUCCAGUCCUGUUCUUAGUCUCUUUCUGUCCGUGUCUUGGCUUCUUCAGUCGGUUUAAUUAAAACAAACAGAACGAUUUUCCCCACCUCGGUCUGUGGCUCUGGAUUCUUCAUUUAAGGCAGCAAGUGGGUGCCCCUGGCAUCCAGCACUGGGACAGGCCCUGGGUGGGGAGGCCAGGAAGGACAUGGAAGACGUGUCCCUCCACCGGGAUGUCUGUGUCCUAAC